This is a messenger RNA of Aphanomyces invadans, 267 nucleotides long. RefSeq lists its product as hypothetical. Lineage: Eukaryota; Oomycota; Saprolegniomycetes; Saprolegniales; Verrucalvaceae. The record is from RefSeq and is a predicted model, not a curated record. The transcript has a single exon. The coding region runs from base 1 to 267 and encodes 88 amino acids. Gene Ontology annotation, molecular function: phosphatase activity.
AUGACUGUGACGUCCCGCAUGGCCCACGCAACGCCCGCGUCGUUUGCGGCCCACAUCCACGACCGCGACUUGGAAAGCGAGAUCGCUGACCAGUAUUGCGCCAACGCAAACCUGGACUUUUCGCUCGGCGGCGGCAAGCGCCACUUCAUCGACGCGUUCUUGGCCAAGCUGAAACCAGCCGGGUACACCAUCACGCUGGACAAGACUGAGUUGGAGGCCUAUCGCGCGGCCAAUGAGGCCAAAGGCACCCUCCGCAUGUUUGGCUAG